Molecule: messenger RNA, 1662 nt
Organism: Serendipita indica DSM 11827
Lineage: Eukaryota; Fungi; Basidiomycota; Agaricomycetes; Sebacinales; Serendipitaceae
Source: the annotation of a GenBank genome assembly
AUGGACGAUGAGCGGAUCAAGGCCGCUAAGCAACUUCAACAUUAUUUGGAAUCAUUGCUACCGUCACUCACCCCGGAUACUCGUCUUAUUCACUCCUCCUCGCGGCAAUUUCAUGCGCGAUAUGAGAUGGACGGCGCCAUCAUUGGUGUGGAAGGCGCCGUUCAACAAGUCCUUGCUGCUCUUCGACGAGAGCGAAACGCCAUGUUACCAGUAUCCUAUCUCCCAGCAGAAAUCCUCGCCAAAGUCCUCAGCUAUGGGACUCUGGCUGAUACCCUCAGCGCCUCUUGGGUAUCACGCGCGUGGAGAGUGGCAGCCAUCAACACUCCUUCCUUGUGGACGUGUCUCGAUCUUGAAGCCUACCCAAACAACAACUUUAGGGCACUUCAACUCGAUCGGUGCGGAGCUCUGCCUCUCGAACUCAAUCUUCCAAUAGUCAAGGAUCUCCGAAGUGUUCUCCAACCGCAGACUCCAUAUAAGGGGCUGCUCAGCAGGUCGUAUUCCAUCUCCAACCUCCUAAAUCUGGGUGUCCUGGAAGGCAUCGACGCAUCCAGACUACAGUCCCUGCAUCUCUUUAGUGAUGCUGCCGACUUGAUGCCAUCUCGGAUAUCCGUAGCGACUCCAGCUCUGAGACAUCUCUGCAUGGAUAUGAGAAGCUGCGAGCUCAACCAUAUGGCCAUAUCGAUCAACCUUCUCCACACUCUUCAUCUCUACAUCCGUAGCGCCAAAGCCGACGUUGUCCUUAAGCGCCUUUCUGGCCUUCCUCGGCUGCAGGAGCUCUUAAUCCAGUGGCCCCCAGACGGGCCGGACGAGGAGCCAAUGGAUAUAAUAAGUCGCGAUAUCCUGACCGAACACAACGGUCUGCAAAGAAUUUACCUCAUCGAGCCCCCGAAAGACUUUCUAUCAAGGUUUUUGGCCCACUUCAGACCGGCAUCCCACACGAAUCUCUAUAUCGCUCCAUGCCAUCUCAUUUCGAAUGGGAUAUUGGCCCACCUACGCCACCAGAUUGCGACUCAUACCCUGUGGAUGGAUCCUCAUUUGUGUUCAUUCACAUUUGACCAUGGAACAUCUGUCACCAAGAUCAUGGACACGCACGUUGAGUCGACAAGUUUUCGCGGAUUGCCGGAUCCCGUUGGUUUAGGGAACCUAACGUCCAUCAUCAUCAACAGUGGUCCACCUCCAACGUCCAGGGACCUGCGUAUUCUUACCAAGUUGACCAAAUUCUCCUUUACUUUUGAGCCCGCUCCGUUAGGAGUCCAACAGUCACCACUGGCAGAUACAUUAAACGAAGAGCUUGUCAAAAGCUGCCCUCAUCUCCAGGAGCUCGCAUUAGUUCUCCGCAAACCCCUUAGCACCAAUUUUUUCGUCAAAGAUCAAGCCCUGGAGACAGUUCUAUCGUUCUUAGAAGCAUGGCUUCUCGAAUAUGAAGUCGUGUUUGGCACCGUACGUAUCAGCGAUAGAGUCAAACCACAGCGAUGGAGCUCUCAGCUCGACGUCCUCUCCUCGAUCACCUGGUUAUUCGAGCUCCGAGAUAUUGAUCUCGCGAGUCAAGCUCCAGAAUUUCCGGUGCCUCGUCGAUUUGUCCCACAGCGACCUCCACUUCGCUGGAGAUUACCGGCACCGAUGCUCGCACCGCUGGACAACUUUGUAAACCUUGAUAGGUAG